This is a messenger RNA of Anolis carolinensis (green anole), 5047 nucleotides long. RefSeq lists its product as uncharacterized. NCBI's taxonomy places the organism in Eukaryota, Metazoa, Chordata, Lepidosauria, Squamata, Anolidae. Bases 99 to 3686 code for a protein of 1195 amino acids. The transcript has 2 exons. The record is from RefSeq and is a predicted model, not a curated record.
UGCAUUGCCCUUUUGUGUGCCUUUAGUUGUAUAGUUAUAUAGUAUUGCAUUUUGUACUGUUUGAAACUUGGGAUAAGUUUCCUUUUGAAUUUCACAGAAUGUCAAGUCAUAGCAAUGAGAUUUUGCAAACAAGGGUCAAAUCUCCCCGCCCAGUCAGAGAAAGGCACCCCACAGAGAAAACAAUGCUCUGCCUUUUGCAGAAGGAAGGCAAGCUUAGGCAGAGGUUUAACAGAGCUUGGCAAAACCUGCCGACCAUAGCUGAUGCAAUAAGGGCAUCCCUUUGCCCAAAGGAAAAGGAAAUUCUCAGGCAAGAAUUUGUAAAGGCCUUCAAUAAUGGGAGUGCUAUUGCAGAAGAAAUAAUCUAUGUACUGAACAAAAUUAACACUCCAGAGUCUUUAGAUAGGGCUAAGGAAAUUUCUUUUAGCCUACAAGAAGAGAGGAGGCGCUACAGCGCAGUCCUAUUUGAACCAGAGCCCAGUUCCUUAUUCAAAGGUGCAGAAGAAAGGGUUCAAGGCUCCCCAUGUGUAAGCCUUAGAUCCAGUCUGCUCAAGAUUCCAUCUAAUGAUGCUAGCCUUAAAUCCAAGCAUUCAUCUAGGCAUAGCAGUUCCUCCCAAUCCACACACUCAUUCAUCAGUACUUCUUCCAAAGCAGCCCACUACAACAGAGAGGCUGUCCGUUUGAAAAUUAGAAAAGAGGUUUUAGAAGCAGAGGCGUCUGCAGAAAUGGCUAGGCAAGACUUUGCCUUCAAUGAAGAGGAACUCCUCCUUCAACAGGCUAAAGCCAAGCAGAAACUGCUUCUAGCGCAGGCUAGGGCUCAACAAGAAGCUGACCUAGCACAGGCCAGGGCCCAGAGAGAAAUAGAGCUUGCAAUGGCUGAAGCCAAGCAAGAUGAACUGCAACGGGAUCUAGAUCUGCUUCAAGUAAAAAGAGACACAGCACAAAAGAUAGUCAGAGCUAACGUUCUAGCCAAAGCCCUAUCACAGGAACUAACCCAAGAAAACCUUAGUUUCCUGCCAACACAAGAGCCUACAGCAAAGGUUUCAGCACACCUGCAACUGGCACCACCUGUAGUGCAGAGUCAUAUCUCCUUUUGCCACCUUGAAGAUCGCUCACCUGUUCCAGUGUUCCUGACUUCAAGGCCAGCCCAUUCCUCAGAAGUACAGCAAAGCACGGCCGGGAGAGUGCCAUCUCUGUCAGAGUCCAUUCCUGCACUUAGGCCUCAGAGAUACCACCUGUCUACUUGGGAACGAAUGGAUGACGUCUUUCAACAACAUCCAGAUGUCCAUCCACAUUGGCAAGGCAUGGCCGGGAGUGAACCACCACAUUCAUCCCUGCAUACCAAGUCAAUUCUCCCAUCGCUGAAGAUGAAGGCUUCAGAGGUGCUGCCUGCCAGCAAUCUGCUGAACCCAGCAUCGCCUACCAUCGCGAAAAGAUGUGUUCAACCGAAGAACAUUGAGUUUGUCACGCCACAUCACACUCCUCAGAUGUACCCUUACACACUGGAGUCUCAAUUGGGUUCCCUCUUGAGAAAUCCAAGAAGAGACAUCAGAGACAAAGGCGUCCAGAAAUUCACUGACCGACCGGAUGACUACCUUCUGUGGAAGAUCACCUUCAUGAGGGCCAUUCGAGAUUUCAAGCUAGAAGCGGAUGAAGAACUGUCCCUUCUUAUGGCGUGGCUUGGACCCAGCUCAGCCGAGCAAGUAAAAAGACUUUAUGCUGCUCAUGUAGCAGACCCCCAAAGAGCUUUGUCCACAGCGUGGUCUCGCUUGGACCAGCGCUUCGGUGCGAGCACUGAGAUAGAAGCAUCCCUCAUGGAUCGACUCAACAGGUUCCCAUCACUGAAGAUGAAAGAUUGCAAACAGCUUUGGGACUUUAGUGAUCUUUUACUAGAGCUAGCUUCAGCCAAAGGAAAUCCAGAGCUGCCAGGUUUAGCAUGUCUGGACCAGCACACGUCACAGAGUGCCAUUCUCUGCAAACUUCCUUUUCCUCUUCGAGAAGCUUGGGGGAAACAGGUGUUCAAGUACAAAGAGGAGAAUGCAAAUGUAUACCCGCCCUUCACCUUUUUGGUGGAUUUCGUCACUAGAGCAGCCCGUGAGAGGAAUGACCCUCAAACAGGUCUUCUCGCUUUGUACCAAGACCUAAAGCCUGAAAAGACCUCCAAAGAAGACAAAGCCCAGGGCAAAGAUCUUAGAAGGAACCUGAGUGUCAAGAUGACAGACGCAACUCCUGCAACUUCUGCUCAACCAGUCAGCAACAACACCAUAUCCUGUCCCAUUCAUCAAGGGCCACACAGCCUAGCUGAAUGCAGAGAGUUCGCAAAGAAGCCUUACAAAGAACGACUCCAAAUAGUUCAAAAGGCCAAGGUGUGCUUUAGAUGCUGCGGCGCCACUAUUCACUUCUCCAAAGACUGCAAAGAAAAGGUUAAAUGCCAACACUGCAACAGCAUCAAGCAUUGUUCUGCAAUGCACAACUUCGAUUCCCCUCAAUUCAAAGCAAAGUCAAAUUCUCCUACCAAAGAAGAAACCAAAGAAGACCAAAGGCCUACAGAACCUCAGGUAGCCCUCAAGGCUCCUGCGGUUGCCUGCACCAAGCUUUGUCAAAAUAGCCACAAGCCCAGGAUUUGCCACCCAAUCUGCCUGGCAGAGGUGUAUCCAGACAAGCAGCCGUGGAAUAAGAAAAGGGUCUACGUCGCCUUGGAUGCCCAAAGUGACGCAUCUCUUGCAACCCCAGAGUUCUUCAACAUGUUCAACCUUCAUACAGAGACAAUAGAAUACACCAUAUCCACUUGUUCUGGAAAGAAUAAGAUGAAUGGCAGAGUUGCAACAAAGUUCAAAAUCUCACCUGUCGGACAAAAGGUCAGGUACGAUCUUCCUGACCUUAUAGAAUGCAGCCUGAUUCCCAGGAACAAAGAACAGAUAGCCACAAAGGAGGUGGUACAAGCCCAUCCUCAUCUCAAAGGUAUUCAAGAUCUAAUUCCAGCUUUGGACUUGGAAACAGACAUCGUCAUGCUUAUCGGUGCAGAUUGUCCCACACUGUUCCGUGUUAGCAACCAGAUUGAAGGUCCUAAGGGAUCACCUAUGGCCCAGCAGUUGCCUUUAGGAUGGACGGUGUUAGGCCCAGUCUGCCUGAACAAGAUGUUCCAGCCUGUCACUAAAAGGCCUUCACUAAUGCAAGGAUGUGCCAGCCACAUCUCAGUUUGCUGCCAGGGAGUAAUGCCAGAUUACUCUCCCAUCAUCGAAGUGACAGAGAGAGAUGAGCAAACAGCCUUCUCUAAAAAUGAUCAGAAGUUUCUUGAGAUGAUGAACAGCCAAGUCACUCAAGUCUCUGAAGCUAAUUGGACAGCACCUUUACCUUUCAAGCCGGAAAAACCAUCUCUACCCAACAACAGAGAUGUUGCCCUUCAUCGUCUCCUGUCCUUAAGAAGAAGGAUGCUAAAGGAUCCGAAGGUAAAGACCCAGAUCACCCAGUUUGUGGAAGACCUCUUCAAAAGCAAUGAUGCUGAACCAGCUAGUGUGUGUGGAGGGAGAAGAGCAGUGGCAUUACAUAUCCACUUCAGAAAAUCCGGCAGAUGUGACAUCCCGAGGAACAUCAGCCGCAAAGUUGUCCAAGUCAUCCUGGAUCACUGGACCCAAAUGUCUUCAAAAUCCUUCCUUUCCAGAAAGCAUCUCCGUGCUCAAAGACACUGAGUUGCCAGAAAUUCAGUCCUGCAAAUCUACCAUCGAUGGCCAAGACUUAUCAAGGCAAGGUUUAAAUCCAGCCAAGUUUGAAAGAUUUUCAAAAUGGACUAGACUUCAGGCAGCCAUUGCCAGGCUCAUACAUUACAUCACUACAAAAAACAGUGGUGCAAUUCAGCCCCAAGAUCUUUCAAAAGCCUCAACAGUCAUCCUGAGAUCCACUCAAAGACAGUGUUUUUUAGAAGAAAUAGCUUGUCUAGAAAGAAAAGCAUCCUUGCCCAAAAAUAGUUGUUUAAAGGACUUGAACCCCUUCCUGGACAAUGAGGGUUUCCUUAGGGUUGGAGGUAGACUAAAAAGAGCAAAGAUUAGAUCCUGUGUUAAAAAUCCUUUUAUUUUGCCACACCAUAGCCACAUAGCUCUGCUGUUGACACAGCAUUUCCACGCAAAGGUUAAACACCAAGGAAGGUCAAUUACUCAGUCUGCCCUAAGAAACUAUGGGUUUUGGAUUGUUAGGUGCCAACGUAAAGGUUGGGGAUUUGGUGUUACUUAAUCAAAGAUGCUCCUAGAUACCUAUGGGCUAAGGGUAUUGUGUCAAAAUUAUAUCCUAGCUCUGACAAUAGAGUGCGCAAGGCCCAGGUUAAGGUCAUCUCUAACGAAAAGGUUUUUUUUAUUUGACAGGCCUAUUAGCGACAUGGUUGUGUUAUUUUCAGAAGACAUACAGUCUUAAAGUUUUUUGAGUUAAAGGUAUUUAACUCCAUUUUGUUUAGAUUUCCGAAAGUCCGGAAAUCUAGGCCGGGAGUGUGACGGCGCGAGUGGCGCCAUCUAUAUGUCAAACUAUAAGUUUCAAGAUUUGAAUUGUUGUAUCAUGUCUGAUUUUGCCCUUACCCUGUAAAUGUAGUUGGAUUGGUUAUUUAUAUCUGUCAAUCAAUGUUGUUUGUACCUGUUAUAUUGCUCACUUAGCUAAACUAUUUGGCUCCACCUCUUCCUGGAGUAGGACUGUGUUUCCUCUUUUCAUUCCAUCAGCAAGUUCUGUAUCGGAUGGACGUGAAAGAGAGGCUUGGCUCAAAAAGCCCUUCAAAAGUUACCUCUCAGCACCAAUUCUGAGGUUCUUACCCUUGGGACUCACACUUCAUGUUCAGGGCCAACCUGAACAACGUUGAGGAGUCUCAAGCGCCUUCACAUCAGUCCUUUGGCAACAGAGGAAGACUCUUGUCUUCAGAUAUAGGUCAUUGGACUGAGGCUGAGUUUGCUCCGGCAUUCACAGCCAGAGAGAGAGGGAUCUGGACAAGCUUCAUGGACUUAAACAACCAAAGACUGUAAUGUAUAUUUUCUUUUACCCCCUUUGUGAAGAAUAAACCCAGUUUUUGAGUUAA